AUGGUGGUCGGCGGGGCUUGGCCUCCCACGGGGGCACAGCAUGGUGGGACCCAUGGGAGAGCAGUGGCGUCUCCGCCGGCUGGCCCCAGCGGCGCGGCUUUCCGCGGGGGCACGGCGGCCGGCGUCACCCGGCCUCCCGCGGUGGUGCACGGGCUCCUGGGGGGUGUGAAUGACCACAAGAAUAUUGUUUUGUUUGGUGCCGCCAUGUUGUCAAAUGAGAAGGCUGAAUUGUCUGUGUGGCUGUUUCAUACAUUUCUGAAGGGCGUGGGAGCACGAAGCAUUAUUGCCGCCAUGGCUUCUUCCCCUCUGCUCCUGUGUGUCAUCUUCUGCAGCUACUGCUUGGUCGCUCUUGGAGGUCGCCAUGAGCGCGGCUUCGUUCUGGUUCCAACAAGCUCGUCCUCUGCGUCUGAACCAGCAUGCUCAUCCGUAUCGCAAGUGACUUCUGACCCGAACCGCGCGUCCGUGCCGCUGGCGCACCGGCAAGGACCGUGCGCGCCCGCUUCGGUGGCCAGCAGCGGCAAGCCAUCCUUGGCGGAGAGGCUCCGCCGAGACCGCGCCCGCAGGAGCCACAUCCUCAGUAAGGCCUCCGGGCGCACGGUCACGCUGUCCGGCGCCAGCGUCAGCAUCCCGACGUCCCUGGGCGCCGCCGUGGACUCGCUCGAGUACGUCGUCACGCUGGGCUUCGGCACGCCGGCCGUCCAGCAGACCGUGCUCAUCGACACCGGCAGCGACCUGUCGUGGGUGCAGUGCAAGCCCUGCGACUCCACGGCGUGCUACCCGCAGAAGGACCCCCUCUUCGACCCCACCGCGUCGUCCACGUACGCGCCCGUCCCGUGCGACUCUAACGCGUGCAAGGCCCUCGCCGACGGCGGCUACAACGACGGCUGCACCAACAGGACCGACAGCUCCCUGUGCCAGUACGGUAUCGAGUACGGCAACGCAGACACCACGGUCGGGGUGUACAGCACGGAGACGCUGACGCUGAAACCAGGCGUCGCCAUCAGGAACUUCAGCUUCGGCUGCGGCCUCCGCCAGCAGGGCACGUUCGACAAGUUCGACGGGCUCCUGGGGCUCGGCGGCGCGCCGGAGUCGCUCGUGUCGCAGACGGCAGGGACGUACGGCGGCGCCUUCUCGUACUGCCUCCCUCCGGGGAACACCACCACCGGGUUCCUCGCCCUCGGCGCGCCCAGCAACAACACGGCGGACUUCCUGUUUACUCCGCUGCACAGCUCGCCGGAAGGGCCAACGUUCUACGUUGUCACCAUGACCGGCAUCAGCGUCGGCGGGAAGAAGCUGGACAUACCGCCGGCGGUGUUCUCCCGGGGCAUGAUCAUAGACUCCGGCACCGUCAUCACGGGGCUCCCGGAGACGGCAUACUCGGCGCUGCGGACGGCGUUCCGGAGCGCCAUGUCGGCAUACCCGCUCCUGCCGCCGAAGGAAGACCUCGACACAUGCUACAACUUCACCGGCUUCAGCAACGUGACGGUGCCGACGGUUUCGCUGACGUUCGACGGCGACGUGACGAUCGAUCUCGACGCGCCAUCGGGGAUUCUGCUGGAUGACUGCCUCGCGUUCGUCGGAGCGGGCUCGGAUGAUACCGGAAUCAUUGGCAAUGUGAACCAGCGCACGUUCGAGGUGCUCUACGAUUCUGGCCGGGGACACGUCGGAUUCCGGCCGGGCGCUUGCUGA
Molecule: messenger RNA, 1689 nt
Organism: Setaria italica (foxtail millet)
Lineage: Eukaryota; Viridiplantae; Streptophyta; Magnoliopsida; Poales; Poaceae
Product: aspartyl protease family protein At5g10770
Exons: 4
Coding region: 1-1689 (562 amino acids)
Biological process (GO): proteolysis
Molecular function (GO): aspartic-type endopeptidase activity
Source: RefSeq, a predicted model, not a curated record